Molecule: messenger RNA, 2913 nt
Organism: Ostreococcus tauri
Lineage: Eukaryota; Viridiplantae; Chlorophyta; Mamiellophyceae; Mamiellales; Bathycoccaceae
Product: DEAD2
Exons: 1
Coding region: 1-2913 (970 amino acids)
Biological process (GO): double-strand break repair involved in meiotic recombination; nucleotide-excision repair
Cellular component (GO): nucleus
Molecular function (GO): DNA binding; DNA helicase activity; hydrolase activity, acting on acid anhydrides, in phosphorus-containing anhydrides
Source: RefSeq, a predicted model, not a curated record
AUGAACGAAGAUGCGGUCGAGCGCGCGUCGAGCGAUGACGAUUUCGAUCGCAUCACGCCGUCGUCGCGAUCGGACGGCGGACCGGAGGCGACGACGGUGACGCCGGAAGGCGGCGGACGGGAGAGCGCGGAUGCGAGGGGGCGUUCGAAGAAGUUUUUACCGGAGAUGUCGAUGAAGACGUACAUGCGCGAGGCGGAGACGAUUGAAAUCGAAGACGAAGGAUCAGACGAGGAUAAAGGGACGAAGCGGCGACACGCACCGGUGGUGAUGGCGUUUGAAAAGGACACGCGGAAGUUUACGACGAGGAUGAUCGGUGGGUGUCAGGUGAAAUUUCCGGAGGGUUUGGAUCCGCACCCAGCGCAGAUGAUGACGAUGUCGACCAUCAUUCGGACGUUGACGCGGAAGGAGCACGCGAUGAUCGAGUCGCCGACGGGGACCGGGAAGACGCUGGCGCUGCUGUGUGGAGCGUUAGCGUGGCAAGAAAAAAACAAGGUGGAGAUGAUGGCGUCUGGGAUGACAACAGCGGUGGAACGAGCCAAGUAUGAAAAGGCUCGCGUUGAGUACCUGAUGCAAAAGUGCGACCCAACGCGGAAGAAACCUCCCGUCUGCGCUCAAGGUCCCGGUUGGUCGGCGGACGACGAGUAUUUCAAACCCGGUUCCGGAAGUUCAAUGAACCCAAAGAUUUUCAUCUGCUCGAGAACGCACUCGCAGCUCGGUCAGAUUUUAGGUGAGCUCAAGCGGACGGGGUACUCGCCCAGGUACAGCGUCUUGUCCUCGCGUCAGCGCAUGUGCCAAAUGCAGAAGAACGAUGCUGAGUGCAAGCAACUGAUCGGCAGCGACGAGGGCAAGAAGAAAACCGGUACCACGGGUUGUCCGUAUUACAACAAACACACGCACGUCGUGCGAGCGAUGGAACGGUACCCCUUGAACGGAAGUCAAGGUAUGUACCCGCAAGCGUGGGACAUGGAAGAUUUCGAGCGCGUCGUUGAUGAAGUCGAUGGCUGUUCGUUCUUCGCACUGAGAAAGAUGUACGAAUCGGCCGACGUAGUAUUUUGCCCGUACAACUAUCUUUUCGACAUCAACAUCCGUCGGAAAAUGUCCAUCGAAACCGAGGGCGCAUGCGUUAUCAUCGAUGAAGGGCACAAUAUAGAGGACGUGUGUCGCGAGGGCGCGUCGGCAGAAUUUUCUCUUCAAGCGGUCGGGGAAGCCAUGGAUGCGCUGAGCAAAAACCUGGGACACGUUAACGUGGAGACGAACAUGCUCGCAGAUUUCUUCCGUUCGAUAUCCGCUUUCUUGGAGGACAUGUUCCGAACGAACCGCGCGGAGAGCACCAUCAUCCAGUCAAAUCAAGUGCCAUCGUUUCUGCAAGAAAUGUUGAGUAGAUUCGACGCGGCGCACGACAUGGCGACGCUCAGUGAGACCGUCAACGAUCUGAUGACGACAAAAGCGAAGCAUCUCACUCCGAUCGUCGCACCGCACAUUUCUCUUGCGGGGGAUUUGGCUUCCAUCGUCACCAUGGCAUCAACUCAACCAGAAGCCUACAACGUAAUUUUUGGAAUGAAGGUUGACAUUAACAGCGAUAGCUGUCCUGGAGUAAUCAUUCAGUGCAUGAAACCGUCAGUGGCGUUUAACUCAGUCGCAAAAAAGGCGCGCUCGGUUAUUUUAACGUCUGGCACGCUUUCGCCGAUGACGACGUUUGAGGCUGAGCUUGGUGUUCGUUUUGGAGCGAAAAUUGAGGCGCCGCACGUGGUUCCAAAUGAAAACGUAUACGUCGAGGUUACGGGCGCUUUGGGUGAAAUCACGUACAAGGCAACGGAAAGCGAAAACGCUGGCAGGCGGUUCGCUCAAAAUCUGGGGAAUUAUCUAUUACGCUACGCCAAAAUAAUCCCUGGAGGUAUGCUCGUGUUCUUCCCAAAGUAUUCGCUCAUCGAGCGCGUGGUGCGCGAGUGGCACAUGAGUGGCUUAUUCGGACAGCUGAAUGAUCAUAAGUUCUUGUGCUGCGAAACGCGCGGGGCGAAGGGGUUCCAGGAGACACUCAAUCAAUUCGAUCGAGGCAACACGAGGAGUGGUUCGCUCAUGCUCGCCGUCUAUCGUGGCAAAGUAUCGGAGGGCAUCGAUUUCAAGGACGAUAAAGCGAGAGCUGUGUUUUGCGUCGGUAUUCCGUUUCCGAGCGUGUUCGACCCGAGGGUGAAGGCGAAGAAGGAGUUUAACGAUUCGCCUACAUCGAAGCAACAGGGCAUGUUGGCUGGAGGCGAGUGGUACAGGGCGCAAGCAUAUCGCGCGUAUAAUCAAGCGCUCGGUCGUUGCAUUCGUCACCCGAAGGAUUACGCCGCGCUCUUCCUCGUCGACGCUCGAUUUCGAGAGGGCGGCGCGUGGAUGUUGAACAACAUAUCGAAGUGGAUCCGAAACAAUACCCGAGCGAGCGAUGAUGUCAACGUAAGCGUCAGGCAGGUGAGCGCGUUCUUCAAACGUCUUCGUUCCAUGGACAGCGCACCGAACGCGUUACCAGGUGAACCCGUUUCAUCGCAAUCGAACACGCCGCUCGUGCCCGUGAAUCAAAAUCAAAACGGACCACCGUCGCCAACACUAAAUGAGAAGCAAGGAGACUUUCUUCUGUCCAAGCUGGGUUGCGAGGCAAACCGCGAACUGGUCGACGCUCUGGAUUCAAUGCACCGCGCGAGCGUGAGCGCGCGAGAAGAGCCGAUGAAAGUGAACGCCUACGCGAAGGCGUUGACGUCCAUUCGUGAACUCAAGUACGAGGUCACAGAUGGGAAGAAGAUGUCGACCAAGGGACCUGAAAAGGUUCAGCACAUCGGUGCGUCGAUGGGAGCGCAGAUUGAUCACUGGCUAAAGCACCGCGUCUUCGAGCGCAUGGCGUAUUACGAGAAAGGCCAACUGCCGCCGGCCAAGUAA